AAAGAAUCAAAAGGAUAAGAAUUUGAAAAAAAGCGCCACGCGCAUAUAAUUUCUCUUUUUUAUGACUACUUACCUGAAUUAAACAUAGAUUAUAAGUGAAGUUUCAGUGAUUUUUUACGAAGGCUGCUCCGAGUUUUCUACUAUUUCUGACGUCACGCAGGGGUGGCGACUGCGUCGCUUGGCAGCAACGGGAGAUAGCGCGCUUUAACGGCUGCUUUCAUACACCGAAGUUUGCAACCCUGUCAUCACCUUCAUGCCGCUCGCCAGCGAACGGAAUAGAACACGCUGUCUUCCCGCUUUAAAUAGUGAAGUUCCGUUAGUACCUGGAACUUUAUGUUGCGAAAAUAAACAUUUUUAAUUACGUGCUCAAUGUUUUUCAAAGUACCUGAUUUUAUUUUAAACUUUUUUUUUUGGAGAAAUAUAUGUUUUUAACUAAUACGAUAAAAAACCACGUGGGCGUGUAAAAUCAAACAAGUGUGAUCAACAAUUUUAAAUGUCAAAUUUAGAUGGAAUUGAUUGUAAAGUAACUAUUUAAUCUGUCAUUGCAAGAAGAUAGUUUUUCUGUUUUUAUAUAAAUAGAGAUUGUUAUUUUAAGUAUUUUAUUAGAGAUAAAAUUUUUAUUUUACUGCAGUUAUAAUAUUUAUGGUUCGAAAGUUGUUUUUAGUACAGACCUAGUAAAUCUCAAUCUAUCCAAACGUAAGAGGAAUUGCUUUAUAUUUCGAACCAUCAUCAAUAAAUAUUACCAACUAAAAAUUAUGCAUGAGGAACAUUUAAAGAAAAGACAAAUAAAAUUCGCGUUUGAAAAUUAAAAUAAAGGAUAUUUUUUGUGGAUUUAUGAAAAAUUUAUGUAUAAAAUAAAGUUAUUUAAAAUUGGAAACUUUUUGAGGAAAUGAAAAUCAGAAAACAUUCUUCCUCGUACUAAAGUUGCUCAAAUAGUUAGCUGCUUUAGUUUUUUUUCUUUCUAAAUGUAUGUUACAACUAUGUGAGAUUCAAAUCAUGUGAAUAAAUGAGUUAAAAAAUAAACAUUCCAGAAAAAUAAAUUUAAUUUUUUGAUGAUUUAUAGACUAAUAAAAGGAACUAUUGAUUUAUGACAGUUAAUAGAUGGAAUCAUCAUUGUCUUUUAUAUUAUUCUUCAAAUUUAUAAAAUCUCAAAGAAGUGAAAUUUUUUUAACUAGAGUUUAUAUAACAGCAUCAGUGAUUAUCUUUAUUGCAAAUGAAUUUUAACUUAAUUCAUGGUUUUUGCUCUUUACAAUUAUGUUCAAAACAUGCCUUUGAAAAUAGAAAACAAAUGUACAGCUCAUCAUCGAAAACGCUCCAAAGGCAGAGAUCGACGAAGUUACAUCUCAAACUUUGGCCUGUUGGAAAUUUUAAAACUAAUUUUAAUCAUAUUAAUUGUUUUGCUAUCUGAUGUGUCGGCUGAAAUAUUUACUGUUGGAUAUUUGACAAACAUCCAUGGCAGAGAGAACCCCCAGAAACAGGGUCUGGUGAUUUCAGGGGCAAUAUCAUAUGCCUUGGAUCAUGUGAACAAUAAUGCAUCGAUACUUAAAGGUCAUAAACUUCGUUUAAUAUACAAUGACACAGAAGGUGAUACAUUGCAAGGUACAAAGAUAAUUAUACAGCAAUGGCGGGAAGGAGCUGUUGCAUUUUUUGGACCUGAAGAUUCCUGUGGUAUAGAAGCUACCGUCGCUGCGUCACUUAAUUUACCUAUAAUAUCUUACAAAUGCUCUGAAUCCAGAAUAUUUGACAAGAAUUUUUACAAAACCUUUGCUAGAACAAAUCCAUCAGAUAAGGGAGUAGUGCGUUCCAUUUUAGCUUUGCUCAAAUAUUACCGUUGGCGUAAGUUUUCUAUAUUAUCUGAAGAAAACAACCCUUACAUGACAGUUGCUCAAAGUCUAGAAAAACAAGUAUCUAGUUAUCCGAAUUUCACCAUCAAUCACAAAGGCAUCAAAUACAUCCCUAAUCUUCAUGUAUGCUGUGAAGACAAAAAACCUUGCUGUACAGAUAAUUUUUCCAAGGUCGUGGAAGAAACCUAUAAGACAACAAGAGUUUAUGUAUUUUUUGGAAGAUUAACGUACCUCAUAGAACUGCUGACAAAAUUACAAAUGAAAUUGCUUGAUAUUAAAGAUUAUGUGAUUGUAUAUAUUCAUCUAGAACAAUAUUCUGUCGCUGAAUCGUAUCAGUACUUUUGGCGGGUUGACAUGAGGCCUUAUUUAAAAGAAAUGGCUAUGAAAGCUGCAAAAUCUCUUUUAGUCAUUGUACCUAGUCCUCCUCAUGAUAAAGGAUAUCAUGAUUUUGAAGAGAAAGUUAGGAAUUAUAAUUUUGAAGAGCCUUUUAAGUUUCCAAACAAUCUCCCAUAUCCAAAACAUAUCACUGAAUUUGCUGCUUAUUUGUACGAUUCUGUCAUUCUUUAUGCUGAAGCUCUAGCUAAAACUCUCGAAGAAAAAGAAGAUCCAAGAAACGGAACAUUCAUAAUACAGAAGAUUAUAGAAAAGGAGGUUUAUCGGAGUGUGACUGGAGCAUGGAUGCAUAUUGACACUAAUGGAGACGUCGAAGGCAACUACACAGUUCUCGCUUUGCAACAAGCUCCACCAAAUCUAACUCUAAAGGGUAUUGGACGUGGAAAGAAUCUUUCUCAUCUUAUGCUGCCUAUGGCCAUAUUUCAAUAUGAUGGUGGAACAGGUGAAUCGGUGUUCACUUUAUUGGAUGUCGAUAUACAUUGGGAAGCACCUUUAGAUGAACCUCCGUGCGGUUUCAAUGGAAAAGGAUGCUAUGAUCCACCAAGUCACAUUAGAGAAAUUUUCACUGGUGUAUUAGCAUUUAUCCUACUUGUUGUUUGCGUAGCUAGCUGGAUUAUGUAUAAAAAAUGGAAGUAUGAGCAAGAAAUUUGUGGUUUACUUUGGAAAAUUCCUUUGGAGGAUAUUCAGCGAUAUGGUUCAACUGGAAUUUUAUCAGCAGGAAGCAAAAUGAGUAUCCGUUCCGAAGGAUCUUUAGAAUCCAAACUUACGGGGCAAACGUUUACUCACACUGCACUGUACAAAGGAACAUUGGUCGCAACAAAAACGUUGAAAUUCAAAAGCCGCAACAUUGACAUCCCUCGAGUAACGAAGAAAGAAAUGAAAACGAUGAGAGAGUUGCAUCAUGAUAAUAUUAACCCUUUUAUUGGCGCCUGUGUUUUGCCACACUACAUAAUUCUAGUUACAGAAUAUUGUGCAAAAGGUAGUCUAAAGGACAUACUUGAAAAUCCUGACAUUAAAUUGGACCAUAUGUUCAUAGCUUCCUUAGUAUUUGAUUUAAUAAAGGGUAUGAUAUUUCUUCAUGACUCUGACCUGAAAGUUCAUGGAAAUUUAAAAUCAAGCAAUUGUGUAGUGACCAGUAGGUGGGUUUUGCAGAUAACUGAUUAUGGUCUGAGAGAACUGUGCACAGCAGCUGAAGAUGAAAUAUUUUUGAACUAUGACCACUAUCGAAAGAUGCUGUGGAAAGCACCGGAAGUCUUGCGCCAACCAUCACGGUAUCCAAAAGGUACGCAAAAAGGAGAUGUUUAUUCUUUUGCCAUUAUUCUUCACGAAAUUAUCUUAAGGAGAGGUCCCUUUGGAAAUAAGCUUCCAGCUGAAGAAAUAAUAACUAGAGUUCAAGAAGGACCAGAUAAGAUAAAAGGGGACGUAUUUCGCCCAUCAUUAGAAGAUGUAGAUGUUCAGGAUUAUAUCCUGCAUACAAUGAAUGACUGUUGGAGCGAAAAUCCAGAACAAAGACCAGAUUUUCGCCACAUCAAGGAAAAACUGAAGCGCAUGAAAGAUGGGAUGACAUCAAAUAUAAUGGAUAACAUGAUGGAUAUGAUGGAACGAUAUGCUAAUAAUUUAGAAGAUCUUGUAGAAGAGAGAACGUCUCAGCUUGCUGAAGAACAACGAAAAACUGAGGCACUUCUACACAGAAUGUUGCCAAAGUCUGUUGCAGAACAGCUUAUGAGGGGAGAAGCUGUUAUUCCUGAGUCAUUUGAUGCUGUUACCAUAUAUUUUAGUGACAUAGUUGGAUUUACAGAAAUGUCAGCAACAAGUACUCCAAUGGAGGUUGUUACGUUUUUGAAUGAUCUCUAUACAGUAUUUGACUCAAUCAUCAGUAGCUAUGAUGUGUAUAAAGUGGAAACGAUUGGUGACGCUUACAUGGUUGUAAGUGGCUUGCCUAUACGGAAUGGAAACCAGCAUGCCAUUGAAAUUGCCAGCAUGGCUUUGGAGCUGAUAGAGGCUGUGAAAACUUUCAGGAUACGGCACAAGCCUAAUCAGUCACUUCAGCUUAGAGUUGGAAUUCAUACAGGUCCAGUAGUUGCUGGAGUAGUUGGUUUAACGAUGCCGAGAUAUUGUCUUUUCGGAGAUACUGUAAAUACUGCAUCUAGAAUGGAGUCAACUGGUGAAGCCUUAAUGAUCCAUUUAAGUGAUGACUGUAGAGUAAUAUUGGAAGAAUCAGGUGGAUAUGACAUCGUCUCAAGGGGAUUUGUCAACGUAAAGGGUAAAGGUGAUUUACUGACAUACUGGCUAGAAGGUUAUAAAAACCCCUGUGAACGAAGAAAGAAUGCUUAUCGGGGUUUCAUACAACCUCAAGCAAUCUUUAACAUUCUUGAUUCUGAGAACAGAAAGAGAAGUCCGAAAACAGAAUUUUUACGCAGAAUCCCAGCUGCUCAAGCUCAUCGCUCAUUGGAGGAUAGUGUCUCGCUGUUUAAUGGCUCUGUUCCUGGGAAAGGCAACCUUCUUAAAGUCGCUCAGGACAGCCCAUUAGUUAAAAAACGCUCAGGUUUAGCUCAAACAGUGGUGAAAAAGGACACAUUUCAAUCUGAUCCGUGGGAUGGCAACGAAAGCGGAUGUAACGUAGCUUUUAACAUUGCCAACCCGGAUGCAUUAGACAAUACAAACAAUGCUACAAUGAAAUUAUCUACUUCUACGUACAAACUAUCACCGACUGAACAUAACAAAAUUGUCGGCGUGGAUCAUGAUAUUUCCCAUCCCGUGACAUCUGAUGAUGUUAAAAAGCCUCUUCUUCUCGCAGAGGAAAGGUUAGCGUACCUGAAAAAGCUUAAAGGAAAAUAUCAACCUUGGCGCAGGUCAUGGUCAGCUGAUAUUAUCGACCAACCCAAAGAAAGAAAACAUUUCUUACCUAGUAUUUUUCAAAAUGCACCUCACUUUCCUGAUUCAGAUUCAAAGCGAACAGUCGGACCACUUCACACACUGAAAGAAAGCGAUACGGAGGAAAGUGUUGUAUAGCCGUAAGGUGAAAUGAAAAUCUAUGGCACCAAUUAUCUGUGAUAUAUGUUGACUGGAGUUCUUGUUGUUGUUUAUUUGAUUCUUGCUGUUAUAAACAUUUCAAUCAUUCUAAAAUUAUUUGUUAAAAGUGAGUAGUUGCUCAAAAUAUUGGAUCUUUUAUACAUCCAUUU
Molecule: messenger RNA, 5419 nt
Organism: Parasteatoda tepidariorum (common house spider)
Lineage: Eukaryota; Metazoa; Arthropoda; Arachnida; Araneae; Theridiidae
Product: receptor-type guanylate cyclase Gyc76C
Biological process (GO): cGMP biosynthetic process; intracellular signal transduction; receptor guanylyl cyclase signaling pathway
Cellular component (GO): plasma membrane
Molecular function (GO): adenylate cyclase activity; protein kinase activity; ATP binding
Source: RefSeq, a predicted model, not a curated record